AUGAAGAUCCUUAUAAUUCUACUCGUGACUUUUCACACGUCCCAAGCCAUUGUGUCCAAAUCUAUUGUUAACGAAAGAUGGAACAAAUUUAAGCAAUCAAACACGGGAUGUUUCGACAACCCGAGAGAAGAACGCUUCAGAAAAACAAUUUUCAAUAAGAAGAUACAAGAAAUAGAAGAUCACAACGAAAGGUACAGAAAGGGUUUAGAAACCUACAAAAUGGGCAUCAACCAAUUUGCCGAUUACACAGAAGAAGAACUGAUGGUGUACACUUACGGGUUAGAAGUGCCAUUGGAAGAACCAGAGCCUUUGAUUCGGAUUGAAACUAAUGGAUCUUUUGCAACGAGAAUAGGGCUACCGGCGUCUUUCGACUGGCGUGACAGUGGCAUGGUAACGCCCGUUAAACACCAAGGAGGUUGUGGUUCCUGCUGGGCGUUUUCGACCAUCGCUGCACUCGAAUCCCAUUACAAAAUUCAGUAUGGUUCUACGGUUACUAUGAGCGAACAGCAACUGGUGGAUUGUAUUCCGGAAGGUGGGGGUUGUACGGCAGGAUGGGUAACAGGUGCCUAUAGGUAUAUUGAAAAAAAUGGAGGAAUUAACUAUGAUCGGGAUUAUCCCUAUCAAGGCAAAGUUGUCUCUUGUCGAUAUAACUCUGAUAAAUUGAAAGUCAGUAUCAGAGGGUAUGCGUACUUGACUGAACCUAAUGAAGACAUGAUUAAGGAUAUGGUUGCAACUCAAGGACCUGUUUCUGUCGUCAUAGAUGCUCGUGGUCCUUUUUCUAGUUAUAGUGGUGGUGUUUACUACAACCCUUCAUGUACCACGACUACUUUCACACAUGCGGUUUUGAUUGUUGGAUAUGGUAACGAAAAUGGACAAGAUUAUUGGUUGGUGAAGAAUUCGUGGGGUCCGAAAUGGGGGCUGGGUGGGUACAUUAAGAUGGCGCGGAAUCGUAACAACCAUUGUGGGAUUGCCAGCUACGCCACUUAUCCUGUUUUUUGA
Messenger RNA from Zophobas morio, 999 nucleotides. RefSeq names its product procathepsin L-like. Bases 1 to 999 code for a protein of 332 amino acids. The transcript has 3 exons. Gene Ontology annotation, molecular function: cysteine-type endopeptidase activator activity involved in apoptotic process; cysteine-type endopeptidase activity. The record is from RefSeq and is a predicted model, not a curated record. NCBI's taxonomy places the organism in Eukaryota, Metazoa, Arthropoda, Insecta, Coleoptera, Tenebrionidae. Gene Ontology annotation, cellular component: lysosome. Gene Ontology annotation, biological process: immune response; positive regulation of apoptotic signaling pathway; positive regulation of peptidase activity.